AUGUCGUCAGGAAGUUCUGUGCCUCCGGAUCGACACGAUUCCGCAGAGAUUGAUCCGCUUUUACCAAAGGAACCGUCAUCAUCACUGAGUGCGCAAAAUGGCGCAACGCCUCUAAUACCAGAUAGUGGACAAGCAUUGGCAGAUCUAGAGUUGGCAGCAAAUGAUGUCUAUGAAGCCAUAUUGGAGAAUGAUGAAGAAUACGAUGAAGAUGAACAUAGUGAGGAUGUGGUGUGGUUGAGAGAACAGCGACUUUUGAACAAAGGUAUUCAUUGGCUAAAGCGUCCUAGUGUGUUGAUGAUCUCCACCAUCACUUUCUUGUUAGCCUUUUCCAUUUCAAGUGCCGAAGCCACGAGGCAGGUGAUUACGUUGAAGCUUGCUUGCAACACACUCGGUGCUGAAAAUUGCAACAAGGAUUCGGCACAAGUGUUGAUGUCGAAUUUGCAAUUGGGCUACACGGUAACGUCUGCCACGAUCAUGUUGAUAUCUUCGGGGAAAAUCGCACCCUUGAGUGAUCUUUACGGUAGACGACCUUUCAUUAUAACUGUGAUUCUUUGUUUCUUAGUGGGGAAGUUGCUCAAGUUUUACUUUAUGUACAACUACACCACUUUACAAUUCUACUCAAUGAUUGCGAGUGAAGCUAUAAGCAAUAUGGGUGGAGGACUAAUGUCUUUGGUGGCCUUGUGCAAUUGCUAUAUCUCAGACGUUGUCGAGCCUCAUCAAAGAAUAUAUGCAUUGGGAAUUAGCUUUGCGGCAUUGUUUGUGGGGUUGAGUAUUGGUCCCUUGGUGGGUAACUUUAUUAUCUCUUUAACGACAAAGAUGUCCCCACUGGUCAAUAUAUCAAAGCAGGAGUUUAUUCCGUUGAAGUUUGAAAUUGGAAUCUUUAUUCUAAAUCUCUUGAUGACAAUUUUCAUUUUGCCCGAGUCUAGAUCUGAAAAGGCUCGCAGAAAGUCGAGAUCGCUUUCGCGGUCGCUGAGUGAGGUCAAUCUCCGUGUGUUGCAGCAGUCACCUUGGUACAACCGACUUAUCAAUCAACUCAACUUUUUGAAACCACUCAAGCUACUCAUCAUUCCUGACGAUUUGGUGAAACAAUCAAACAAACACAAGAUUGGUCGUGACAGGUUUACUAUUCUUGUUUUGGCUUUUAUAGAGUGCAUCAUGAGCACCAUGGCGGUAUCGUUUGGAGAGAUUUUCAUCUUGUAUGGAAUUUACAACUAUGAUUGGGCACAAAACAGUAUUGGCCACUUACUUGCUGUAAGUUGUUCCAGCAAAGCCGUUGUUUUGAUUCUUUUGUCGCCAAUAAUCAAUCACAAGAUUCUUCAACAUGGACUCAAGUUCAAAGUGUUUAAAACCCAACUUGAUAUGGUGGACUUUUCCAUGUGUUUGAUUGGGUUGGUAUGUGAAACAAUAGGCUUUUUCGGCUACAGCAUUGCACCUACAUCUUCGGUAUUCUUUAUGUUUACAGUACUUUGCGGGUUCGGUACAUUGAUCACCCCAGCCAUUAACUCUUCGAUUAUCAAAUUUUAUCCUGAAUCUAAAACAGGAGAGCUUUUCGGUGCGAUGGCAUUGGUCAAGAACAUUUUUGCCUUGGUGAUCCCUGUGUUUUAUUUGACAUUGUACAAGUAUUCUGUGAGUACACUACAUCGCCCAGGGCUCGUAUUUGUUGUUGCUGGUACCGUGCUACUUGUUUGCACAAUUUUGUUGAUUACUGUCAAGAGAAUCAAUCCAUUAGACAAGGAACCCGUGUUGUCACGAAGCAACUCCUUCGUUGGAUUACUGCAAGAAGUGUCUACAAACUUUUCCGAGUUGCACCGAAAGAACAGCUCACUACACAAGCAACGCUCUGGUUCGUUUGAAGGGUUUGCUCGUUGA
Lodderomyces theae is the source of this 1869-nucleotide messenger RNA. RefSeq lists its product as uncharacterized. Gene Ontology annotation, biological process: transmembrane transport. Bases 1 to 1869 code for a protein of 622 amino acids. NCBI's taxonomy places the organism in Eukaryota, Fungi, Ascomycota, Pichiomycetes, Serinales, Debaryomycetaceae. The record is from RefSeq and is a predicted model, not a curated record. The transcript has a single exon. Gene Ontology annotation, cellular component: membrane. Gene Ontology annotation, molecular function: transmembrane transporter activity.